Messenger RNA from Engraulis encrasicolus (European anchovy), 558 nucleotides. RefSeq names its product growth arrest and DNA-damage-inducible, gamma b, tandem duplicate 1 (gene gadd45gb.1). The record is from RefSeq and is a predicted model, not a curated record. The transcript is spliced from 3 exons. Bases 10 to 477 code for a protein of 155 amino acids. Gene Ontology annotation, cellular component: nucleus; cytoplasm. NCBI's taxonomy places the organism in Eukaryota, Metazoa, Chordata, Actinopteri, Clupeiformes, Engraulidae. Gene Ontology annotation, biological process: regulation of cell cycle.
UUCAUCAUCAUGACUCUUGAGGAAGUUACCACUGUCCAGAAGCCCGUCGAGAGAGCCCAGUGCACCGGGCAAGCUCUGGCAGAAGCUCUGGAAACUGCCAAAGCCACUGACUGCCUGACCAUCGGCGUCUACGAGUCUGCUAAAGUCAUGAAUGUCGACCCUGACAGCGUGGCUUUCUGCGUCCUUGCUACCGACGAGGAGUUCGAGUGUGAUAUCGCACUCCAGAUUCACUUCACCCUCAUCCAGUCCUUCUGCUUCGACAACGACAUCAGCAUCGUGAGAGUCAGCGACAUGCAACGCCUGGCUGAGAUCGUUGGUGACAAAGCCGAACAACUCGAAGAUGCCCACUGCGUCCUCAUCACGAACCCAACCGAAGGUUCUUGGGAGGACCCAGCACUGGAGAAGCUGCACCUGUUCUGUGAAGAAAGCCGCAGCCUGAACGACUGGGUCCCAGAGAUCACUCUGCCUGAGCGUUGAUCUGGGGCCUGUGCUCUUCUCUGAACCGAGAUGCUGAAAGUCUCACCUUGAAGGAAUACUCAUCCUACCUGACAGGAUGAU